Messenger RNA from Podospora anserina S mat+, 1263 nucleotides. RefSeq lists its product as uncharacterized. The transcript has 4 exons. Bases 1 to 1263 code for a protein of 420 amino acids. Gene Ontology annotation, molecular function: protein binding. NCBI's taxonomy places the organism in Eukaryota, Fungi, Ascomycota, Sordariomycetes, Sordariales, Podosporaceae. The record is from RefSeq and is a predicted model, not a curated record.
AUGUUUCCCGCUCGUUUGGCUUCUUUAUUUGGGUUCGUUUUGAUAGCCAUCCCAGCGGCAGUCCAAGGAGUACGACUUGAUGUACCUCGAGUUGAAGAUUUCGUCAGGAGAUGGAACGUCGCCGCCACAGUGAUUGGUGAUUACGUCUACAUCGACGGGGGUGAGAUCAAUCAGUUCGAGAACGGGACAAUAGACGAGGCUCCAGUUUACCAAGGUAGCUCCCCAUGUGCCUCAACUGUUCGCCCAGCAGGUGACGGGAAUACCAGUCUAAUCUCAAUAUUCAAUCCUAGGAAGCCCAACGCUCCUAGAAACGCGCCGAUGAUAUGGACAGACAAGGAAGGAACGGGCGGAUUCUACUCUUGGGGUGGUGUUUUCUCAUUGGGAAGAUCUGUGACCGGGUCCGAGAUGUGGAAGUUCAGCGCAGAUGGCAGAGGGGGAGGGAGCUGGUCACUUUUCCAGGAUUUUGCAAAUCCGGAGGCCUUUAAAAUUUUGUUAUCACCAGAGAGGGGAGCUUAUGCUAACACGGACGACAAAGGCUUUCUAAUUGGAGGUUCCGUUUGGGGUGGGACACAACUGGGCUUCACAGACACUCAGGCCAUCCCAGGCAUGGUCUCAUUUGACAUGCGAACUAAGGAGAUCAGCAAUGGCACAGCCAACGAUGCGGGCUCCAACAGAAGCCCAUUCGAGACACUUAUUGGGGCGAGGGCUCACUUCAUCCCGGCUAACACUGGCACGAAAAGCCAGCAGGGGUUGAUACUGGUCUUGGGGGGCCACAGGUCUUAUGUCGACCGACAGGUCAGCCUCGAAGACUCGCCUGGCUUCGAUUUUAGGAACUUGUCAUUCUUCGACCCGGAAACAGGAGAAAGAUAUUGGCAAAUUGCCACAGGAGAUAUACCGCCUUAUCCCCGGGCUCACUUUUGCGUCACCGGCUUCGCUAUAGCAGGGGUUGGUUAUGAUGUCUUUAUAUUUGGAGGACGGAACGAAGCGCAGCAGAGCUACUACGAUGAUGCCUACAUUCUCAGCCUGCCAGGCUUCGUGCUCAGUAUCGGCGGCGUCACUGAUAAAAUCAAGUCCGUGGAUGCAGCUCCACAAGGCUUACUACUCUUUGACAUGACUGCCCAAACCUGGAACGAUAACUAUGACGCCAAAGCCAAGAAUUAUGUUCGGGCUAAAAGUCUGGACGAGUGGUAUCAGAACGGGUUAGUUUCAAGUUACAUGUCAUCUCCAAAAGGCAAUACUGGUUCCAUCGCGAGAAGAGGCUAA